UUGUAUGAAACGAUUCCUCGAUCUGAUUGUCGGCUAGCACAGGUCUGUUGCUCAAGACUAACUGGAACCAAAAAGAAUAUCUUUGUUUCUAAAUAUGACUUCUUUCAAACCGGAAUUUGUUUCCUCGUUCUCUCUGUAUCAAAAGGUUCAUCCACUUCUCGCAUCAAACUUGGUGAUUAUCACUAUUACGGUUGGGGUACCGAGGUGAACUACGUCAAAGCCAUUCAGCACUACCGAAUCGCCUCGGAAUUGCAUCGCAACUCACAGGCCAUGUUCAAUUUGGCCUAUAUGCAUGAACAGGGGUUGGGACUGAAACCGGACAUCCAUCUAGCGAAGCGUUACUAUGAUAUGGCCGCAGAAGCCUCAAUGGACGCCAAAAUCCCGGUUAAUUUGGCACUAGCUCGGCUCUCCAUUUACUUCGGAUCUGACUAUCUGCGUGAAUUCGGUUUGAUGAAAUUCGUCCAACGCCUUUGGUACGGCGCAUCUAGCUCAAUCCCCGCUGACACAUCUACUCCGGACACUCCUAUGGAUUCCUCAGAAUCCGAUCCAACAUCCACAUCAACUUCACCUGGAAAAAUGGACUGGGAUUAUUAUGCCAUUCCGAUUAUGGCCGGUCUUCUACUGAUUUUGAUAUUCUAUCUACGUCAAGCACGUCGAUGA
Messenger RNA from Echinostoma caproni, 660 nucleotides. Lineage: Eukaryota; Metazoa; Platyhelminthes; Trematoda; Plagiorchiida; Echinostomatidae. The record is from the annotation of a GenBank genome assembly.